This is a messenger RNA of Hypomesus transpacificus, 955 nucleotides long. RefSeq names its product histone H4. Lineage: Eukaryota; Metazoa; Chordata; Actinopteri; Osmeriformes; Osmeridae. Gene Ontology annotation, molecular function: structural constituent of chromatin; protein heterodimerization activity; DNA binding. Bases 30 to 341 code for a protein of 103 amino acids. Gene Ontology annotation, biological process: nucleosome assembly. Gene Ontology annotation, cellular component: nucleosome. The transcript has a single exon. The record is from RefSeq and is a predicted model, not a curated record.
GACACUGUCAGCGAAGUAGAGAUAUCAGCAUGUCAGGAAGAGGCAAAGGAGGCAAAGGACUCGGAAAAGGAGGCGCCAAGCGUCAUCGCAAGGUUCUCCGUGAUAACAUCCAGGGUAUUACCAAGCCCGCCAUCCGCCGCCUGGCUCGCCGAGGUGGCGUGAAGCGUAUUUCAGGCUUGAUCUACGAAGAGACACGCGGCGUGCUGAAAGUGUUCCUGGAGAACGUCAUCCGUGAUGCCGUGACCUACACCGAGCACGCUAAAAGGAAGACCGUGACCGCCAUGGACGUGGUCUACGCGUUGAAGCGCCAGGGACGUACUCUGUACGGCUUCGGCGGCUAAGUUAUCAAGCAGGCAAACCGAUAUUCAACUUAAAGGCUCUUUUAAGAGCCACCCACAUGUAACGCAUCAGAAACAAUAUUUCCAUGCACCGGGUGUUUGGUGUCCAAAUUGUGAAAUGAAUUUUAUAUGAUUAUGUAAUUUACGGGAGCAAAACACUGCGAACAAUACCGGUUGAUGUGUCCAGUUUCGUCCACCAUUUUGAGGCGCAUUUGAACGGAUCAAAUAUAAUGACAAUUGCUCUAAAAGUUUCGUUCAGUUUCUGUUUCGGUGGUCAUGGCGUAUCCGAAUCAUUUGAGCCAAUGGUAUUGUAAAGGAGUUCAUUAUUUAGGCUUCAACUGUUUUUAAAGGCAAUUUGGGCUAUGGCAUCUAUAAAUGAGUUAUUAGCCGUACAGGGCGAGAGCGUUUGACCGAGAAGUAUCAGUCUGUACUGUGCGUGACUUUAGAUAUUAGCAUCUGCUCAUCUAAUGCUUUAUUAAAACUGUUGUAGAUAACACUAGGUAUGUUCGACUUGAUGCAGCACCGGCGCUGCAUGAAGUCGAACGCACCUACCGACUCAGCCCUGGAUGUAUGGGGGUCUCGCGUGGUACUGCACCAAAACCAAGGUUCCAACGUCA